AUGGACCACGCCGCCGCCCACUCCCCUCGCCCCAUCGACCUGCGGUGGCUGCUCUCCGUCGUCGCCGGCGGCCUCUUCGCCCUGUUCAUCAUCGCCGCCUCCCCGGUCCCGUUCCCCUCCGCCUCACUCUUCCUCUCCCAGCAACAAACCUCCCCCGCCCACGCAGCGUCCUCCCCGCGCGCCAAGGACCUGCCCCCGCUCUUCGUCGACUCAUUGCUCUCCGCCCAGGCCCGGCCCAGCGCGCCCGCGGCCCCCUCGCCGCCGCGCUUCGCGUACCUCAUCUCCGGCUCGGCCGGCGACGCCGGCAUGCUCCGCCGCUGCCUGCUCGCGCUGUACCACCCCCGGAACCACUACAUCCUGCACCUGGACGCGGAGGCGCCCGACUCGGACCGCGCGGAGCUGGCGGCGUUCGUGGCCGCGCACCCCGUCCUCGCCGCGACGCGCAACGUGCGCGUGGUGGAGAAGGCCAACCUCGUCACCUACCGCGGCCCCACCAUGGUCACCACCACGCUCCACGCCGCCGCGGCCUUCCUCUGGGGCGAAGGGCGCGGGCGCGGCGCCGACUGGGACUGGUUCAUCAACCUCUCUGCCUCCGACUACCCGCUCGUCACGCAGGACGACAUGAUGGACGUGUUCUCGGAGCUGCCGCGCGACCUCAACUUCCUUGAUCACACCAGCGACAUCGGCUGGAAAGCGUUCGCGAGGGCGAUGCCGGUGAUCAUCGACCCGGCGCUCUACAUGAAGAAAAAGGGCGAUCUGUUCUGGAUACCUCAAAAGAGGGAGUUGCCCACCGCCUUCAAGCUCUUCGGCGGUUCAGCGUGGAUGGUGCUAUCGAGGCCGUUCGUGGAGUACCUGAUCUGGGGGUGGGACAACCUGCCCCGGACGGUGCUCAUGUACUACGCCAACUUCAUCUCCUCCCCGGAGGGCUACUUCCACACGGUGGCCUGCAACGCCGACGAGUUCCGGAACACCACCGUGAACCACGACCUGCACUACAUCGCCUGGGACAACCCGCCCAUGCAGCACCCGCACCUGCUCACCCACGCCGACUGGGACGGCAUGCUCGGCAGCGCCGCCCCCUUCGCGCGCAAGUUCCGCCGGAACGACCCCGUCCUCGACAGGAUCGACGCCGAGCUCCUGUCGCGCGGCCCCGGCUCGCUCGCGCCCGGCGGCUGGUGCGCCGGGGAGGUGCGGCCUGCCGGGAGCUACAACCGGACCGACGGCGAGGAUCCGUGCAAGGCUGUCGGGAACGCCGCGGACGUGCGGCCUGGCCCCGGCGCCGAGCGGCUGCGGAGCCUCAUGACGUCGCUCCUGUCGGAGGAGAACUUCCGGCCGAAGCAGUGCAUAGUAGUAGAAGAACGCAAUGUUCAGAAGAACAGAACUGAAAUCGAUGGGCGUGCGUGAGCAGCUACGUACGUAGUGUGGCGAUCCAUUCUUUCUUCUGGCUGGCAUUUCAUUCAGCGUAACAAUUCACGCAAUGUAUAGCGCAGACUACUACGAUCGGGUCCAUCUUUGGAACAGAGUGAGAUUUCUCUUCACGCGGCAUGUAGGUGAUACCUCAACGAUGGUAAAUGAUACUAUGUGCCUAUAACUUGAUUAUACAUGUAAAAGUAUGUACCACUUGGAUGCAAAAUGCGCCAACACAUAUGUAGUUUUGUACAUACAGGCGUAUAUUUUCUACUACA
Molecule: messenger RNA, 1685 nt
Organism: Lolium rigidum
Lineage: Eukaryota; Viridiplantae; Streptophyta; Magnoliopsida; Poales; Poaceae
Product: beta-glucuronosyltransferase GlcAT14B-like
Exons: 4
Coding region: 1-1404 (467 amino acids)
Cellular component (GO): membrane
Molecular function (GO): glucuronosyltransferase activity
Source: RefSeq, a predicted model, not a curated record